AGCAGUUAGGGAUGGUGAAUAGGUAUUUGGGGUUGCUCACAUUUUUGCAUCAUUCAAUGACACAUUCAUCCAUGUUACCGAUUUAUCUGGUCGCGAAACACUGGUCCGCACCACUGGUGGGAUGAAGGUCAAAGCUGACAGGGAUGAAUCUUCCCCAUAUGCAGCUAUGCUCGCAGCUCAAGAUGUGUCUCAACGAUGCAAGGAGCUUGGAGUCUCAGCGCUUCACAUUAAGCUUAGAGCAACAGGUGGCAACAAGACCAAGACUCCGGGCCCAGGAGCUCAGUCUGCCCUCCGAGCCCUCUCUCGUUCAGGCAUGAGGAUUGGCCGUAUAGAGGAUGUGACUCCAAUUCCAACUGAUAGCACUCGUAGAAAGAGUGGUAGGAGGGGACGCAGGCUAUGAUCUCUUCUCUGCGGUGUUUUCUCAUGUGGUUAGAACGUCAACGUCCGAUUAGUUUUGUUUUGCUUUUUUGCAUUUAUUUUGAGUAUCAAGAGGUUCAUUUUGUUUUUGAUUUGUUUUGAAAGCUCAAUCGGAUUCGUGUAAGAUUCGUGGGUUUUUGCAAAUUUAAAGCAACAUUUCGAACUUCAAUAGAGCACCUUAAGCUAU
Cuscuta campestris is the source of this 604-nucleotide messenger RNA. The record is from the annotation of a GenBank genome assembly. Lineage: Eukaryota; Viridiplantae; Streptophyta; Magnoliopsida; Solanales; Convolvulaceae.